Papilio polytes (common Mormon) is the source of this 1436-nucleotide messenger RNA. RefSeq names its product leucine-rich repeat-containing protein 34-like. The transcript has a single exon. Gene Ontology annotation, molecular function: protein binding. NCBI's taxonomy places the organism in Eukaryota, Metazoa, Arthropoda, Insecta, Lepidoptera, Papilionidae. Bases 67 to 1398 code for a protein of 443 amino acids. The record is from RefSeq and is a predicted model, not a curated record.
CGUAUCAACUGUCAAUUUAUACAAAUUAUACAUUUUAAUUUAUAGGUUUACAUGUAAAUUCUAGCUAUGGUUACGAAUACGACGGUUCAAAAAAAGAAAUGCAUUUGCAAUAAAGAAGAGCUUUUAAAAAAGAUAACUGGCGAGCCACCGCCAUUGCCGAUCGGAGAAGUUAAUAAAAUACGUUUGAACUUGUUCACGGAAAGGAAUUCUGACGGUACUGGGUAUUUAAUACUUAGAGGAAAGGAUUUACACGACAGAUAUAAAAGAAGAAUAAAGGAUUUAGAUAUAACAGCUAUUUACCUUUACAUCAGAGAAAUUCCCAGAAGAAUAACCAAGGUCGAUCUAUGCUACAACCAACUCACUGAUCGAGGCUUCUUUAAUUUACUAAAACGUUUACUAAUCAAAGGCAGAUCGAGUAUUAUAGACUUAAAUAUUAUGAACAACAACAUAACCUAUAAAUCAAUCGAAUAUUUAGCUCAGUACGCGAAGUAUAUUAAAUUAAAAAGAUUAAGAAUAAAUGGCAACGAUUUGGGUACGGACAGUGGUAAAUUUCUUGCACAACUUUUGAAAGAAAAUGAUACAAUCGAGUUCCUAGAUUUAGGGGAAACUGGACAGACGUUGACCAGUGUGGCGGAAAUUAUAGCGGCCUUUAGAAAUGAUAACGAAGGAAAUACGACUGUGAAAGUUUUGGAUUUAAGCAGGGUUAAUCCGUUAUUUAACCGUUAUUCAUACGAAACAAAAUGGCUGGCUUAUCAUAUUGAAUUUUUACUUGAAAGAAAUUCUAAUGUAAUAGAAUUACAUUUGCAGAAAAAUCAAUUUAUAGCGCAUGAUAUGGAGUACUUUGUUAGAGGUCUGAGAAAUAAUGCGACACUUCGCUAUUUAAACCUUGGAUAUAACAGAAUAGGUGACUAUGGUGCGGAAUUAUUAGCUAAAUACUUAUCAGAAGCGCCUCAGUUAAUAUUUUUAAAUAUAGCUGGUAACGGAAUUCAUGAUAUUGGCGCGAAAGCGUUGAGUUACGGGUUGCCAUAUUCAAAUAUAAGAGCGUUAGAUAUUUCACAGAAUAAAAUAUCGAAUGACGGAGUUAUGGAUUUAUUGUAUACUAUUAAAAAGAAAGUUUUCUUGAGAUAUUUGAAUAUUUGGGGUAACGAAUUAAAACAUACAAGUUGCGAAAUUAUACAAAGGAUGCUAAUGAGUGGGGUACUAGAUCAAAGCACAUUUGAUGUGAAAAUUUACGAAGUUGAUGAAGUAUUUUACGCGGCGUAUUAUCCUAAUCCUGCUGAUAGAAGUAAACAUUUUUAUUAUUGUGAAUUAGAAUAUGGAUACGCGCAGCCGAUCUACCAUAUCCAGAGAAAUGUGUUGCCAGAAAAGAGAGGGAAAAUAUUUACCAAAUAUAUGUAAAUGCUCUACUAGCAUUUUGGAUGUUUUAUUUAAUAUAU